AUGACAUUCUUCUGUAGAAUAAACCAAUCCAAGCUCAAGUCCCUUUCGGAUCAAUUCAAGAGACAUUACUUUCAAAUCUCUUAUGCUGCGUCGCUCGAUUCCGGUCGUAUAACAAAACAAGUUCUUGGGUGUGUAGAGCGGACAAUUCCCCGUAGACCAGCUUAUUGUGGCGAUAAUGUUAGGUUCUUUGCUGCUCCAGUUCAGUUUCAAGGUAAGGCGAAGAAAGAAGAGAAGGACACAAGUGGGCCACGACUUAAUGAUAAAAUCAAGGCCGACUUUGUGAGGCUUGUAUCUGAUGAUGGACAUACGGUUCUUAAGUUACAUGAAGCUCUUGCACGUGCUCGUGAGCUCAAUCUUGAUUUGGUUGAGGUCCAAACAAAAGCCAACCCACCUGUCUGUAAAAUUAUGGAUUUCCACAGAGAGAAAUAUAAACAGCAAAUAAGGGAAAAGGACCGUGUUAAAAGCAAGGCUGAACUGAGUUUAAAAAAGGGAGAUCACAAAGAAGUCCGCUUCACUGGGAAAACUGAGGAGAAGGACCUAAGGAUGAAAGCUGAUAUGGUAAAGCGAUUGAUGGAACGUGGUUACCGUGUGAAGUGUAGUGCCAGGGGCGGUGAGGAUCAGGACUUGGGUGGCUUGCUAUCUCAUCUUUCUGCUUUGAUAGAGGAUGUAGCAGUGGUGGAAAGUGGACCAAGGGUGGAAAGAGGGCAGGCAUAUGUUAUAGUCAGGCAUGUUAAAUUUGGCCCCUCAAAGAAAGGGGGUGGCGGCAAAGCAUCGAAUGUUGUUGCAAAUGCGAAGCAGAAGGCUCAAAAUGACACCACCUCUCCGACUUCACCAGCCCGUUCUUCAAGCCCAAGGGAAGAAGCAAUGGACCCUGAAGUUGAUUUUGAGAGUUCUAAAGAAACUACCUGGUCCGUUGUUGAUGGUAAUAAUGAUUUUGACGAAGUGUUUGACUUGAAAGAUGAUGCUAAUGGGACUCCCUCAAAAACUGCUGCCAAGAAAAUGAAUGUCUCGGACCUUUCUCAACCAAGGGGGUUGCCUGAUUCUGGCCGAACCAGCUCUGUUCCACUCUCUCGACAAGAUCCUUCCAUCAAAGCCGAUAAUAGAUACAAAAAGAUCGAACCUGCAAACCGUUUUUUCCAACCACCAAAUGUAAUGGACAGCAAGGGUCGAGGUGCUAAAGAUUCGCUCCAAUCAGAACCCCAGAUUCGUGAUCAAAGGAGGCACACUCCGAACACAAACUUCUCGCCCUUGACGAGAGAAACCCGACGAUAUGAGGACAAUGCUUCUGCAUCAAGAAACAUUAAGCCUGGUCCGCCACACAACACUGCUCCCAGUUCAUCCAAAACUAGCUUUGGGAUCUUCAGUUCUCUGAAUGACAACGCUCCAGGAAAGCAAGAUGCACCGGCCACAAGUUAUCGAGGCAACCAAGGGCCUCCAUACACGCCAUCGACUAAGUCCUGAGGGCAAGGGACAGAAAAGCUGGGGAGUUUUCAGUAAGUAGAGUCCAAAUGAUUCCCCAAACAGGACAUCAAAGCCUGAUUAAGGUGAAGGUAGACAUGCUUACAGUGAUUGUUUGAGAUAUUAUUAGAUGGUAGGAUGAAUUUUGGUGAUGAUAUUUAUGCAGACAUAAUAAGACAGAACAAAGAUUUUUGUUUCAGACAAGAACUGCUGCUGUGCAUGCCCUAUUUUAAAGAGGCAACACAAUUCUUUCAAAUGUAUCAGUAAUGAGUGAUGAGAAUGAGCAUUAUUAA
This is a messenger RNA of Cucurbita maxima (winter squash), 1751 nucleotides long. RefSeq names its product translation initiation factor IF3-1, mitochondrial-like. NCBI's taxonomy places the organism in Eukaryota, Viridiplantae, Streptophyta, Magnoliopsida, Cucurbitales, Cucurbitaceae. The transcript has 8 exons. The record is from RefSeq and is a predicted model, not a curated record. The coding region runs from base 1 to 1461 and encodes 486 amino acids. Gene Ontology annotation, molecular function: translation initiation factor activity; ribosome binding. Gene Ontology annotation, biological process: translational initiation; ribosome disassembly.